AUGGAGGGAGAUUUUAUAUUCAGAAGCAGCACCAUAAACCCCACCGUCGAUCCAAACUACAUAGAAAAAAAAUGGGAGGAACUAGUGGGUAAAUUAAACUCCUUGGGCAAGGGACCUGUUCUUUCCGUUGAGACAUGGCAAAAGAGAUUUAAAGACUGGAAAAACUCUACCCGUGCAAAGUAUAGGAAAAUAUAUGAAAACAGACUUAUCACAGGUGGUGGUGUUGGAGUCAAAAUAGAAUUGACGCCUUUAGAAGAAAUAGGUCUGUCAGUUUGGGGCAAAGUUGCUGUGACAGGAAGACCACUUGUUAUGGUAUCAGGAGGAUUGGCUGGAUCCACAAAUGAUCAUCUUGAUGAAAUAGAGAAUCUGGAUGAAACUGAAGAAACUGCUGUCUCCACAAAUGAGGGCAUUGGAGAUAUUGAAGAAAUAAUUAUUUUGAAUGAAGCCACCAACAAAUUCGGAAAAAAACUAUAUAAACUUAUGAAUAUUGCUGUGUUUGGAAUGACGAUGGAAAACAUCCGUAAACAUCGCGUUGUCAAAUUAUGUGGAUCGUGGAAUGGACGCUAUGGGGCUAAAAAUAUGAUCGCCAGCUCAAAGUUUCGUGGCCAGACGAUUUUGGGCGACGAUCUGAUUGCUAUCGAAUUGGCUGAAUCUGAAAUAGUCUUCAACAAACCCCUAUACAUAGGGAUGGCCAUUUUGGAUUCAUUCAAGACGUGUAUGUAA
Messenger RNA from Phaedon cochleariae (mustard beetle), 723 nucleotides. Lineage: Eukaryota; Metazoa; Arthropoda; Insecta; Coleoptera; Chrysomelidae. The record is from the annotation of a GenBank genome assembly.